This is a messenger RNA of Argentina anserina (silverweed cinquefoil), 1941 nucleotides long. RefSeq names its product E3 ubiquitin ligase BIG BROTHER-related-like. NCBI's taxonomy places the organism in Eukaryota, Viridiplantae, Streptophyta, Magnoliopsida, Rosales, Rosaceae. Bases 129 to 1064 code for a protein of 311 amino acids. The record is from RefSeq and is a predicted model, not a curated record. The transcript is spliced from 6 exons.
ACCUAGAUCGAGAUAAUCAAUCAUAUAUAUAGUCCGAUCUUUCUUCCGCCUCAUCGAAAUAAUCUUUCUGAAAUAUUCUGUGAUUCAAUUUCAUAUCGCUCGUUUCUUCCAUUUUCUCUGCCUUUUGAAUGGAGAACGACAACGCGAAAUUGGUCCCUAACGGUGGACUCAAACCGAACCCCAGCAACAACCGAGAAGACAACCCUACUCUUAAUCGUUGCGGAGACGAAGAAGAAGAAGAACAAGUGACUACCCAAUUGCCGGAGCCUCCUUCUCCUAAUGCCCCGCAGUCCUCAAGAACUCCCUUCACUAAUCUCAGUCAGGUCGAUGCUGACCUUGCUCUUGCUCGGACUCUCCAAGAACAGGAAAGGGCAUACAUGAUGCUACGAAUGAACAAUGAAGAGAGCGAUUAUGGCAGUUGGGAAGCUGGAAGUUAUGUGCAUGGUGAUGAAGAUGAUUUCCAUGAUGAUACUGACGAAAAUGAUGAUGAUGGAACUGAUGCUGAUGAUGAAGAAGAAGAUGCAUUUGAUGUGCACGCUCAUGAUGAUGGUGGAGACGAUAAUUACCCCAGUGUCGUUUAUGAUCCCACUGUUUUUUCAAGUGAUGAGGCGUAUGCAAGAGCCCUGCAGGAUGCUGAAGAGAGAGACAUGGCAGCUAGACUGCUGGCCCUUGCAGGAAUUGAUGACCGUGAAGCUGAAGACACAGAGGAUGAGGGAGGUAACUCACAGGAUGCAUGGGAGGAGGUUGACCCAGAUGAACUUUCAUACGAGGAGUUACUUGCGUUGGGUGAAGUUGUUGGAUCAGAGAGCAGAGGGCUUCCUCCUGAUACAAUUGCUUCAUUGCCUUCAGUGAGCUACAAGAUGGGAAGUGGUCAGAAUGGAAUCAAUGAGUCGUGUGUCAUUUGUCGGAUAGAUUAUGACGAUGGUGAAAACUUAACAGUACUUUCUUGCAAACACACUUAUCAUUCUGAGUGCAUACAUAAUUGGUUGAAAAUAAACAAGGUAUGCUUCGGAAGGUUGCUUUAUCCUCUGUCACUCUAUAGUUGUCAGUUUUCAAAUAAAUAGAAUCUAGAAUAAAUUUAGUUCCUUUUGAGAAAGUGAUAGUAGUCAGUUAUCUGAAAUAUGUUUUUGGAGAUCAUAAACUUGUUAGAUUUAUGCAACAUGUGGUUACCAAAGGCAGUGGGUUGCUAUAACAAUACUGCUGCUUUUGUAAGUAUAGUGCACAGAUAUGUUAAAUAAAUUUGUAGAGUUUCCAAGUCUGUUUCGAGUGCCACUGAUGAUCGACCUUACUUUUUUUCUAACUUUGCAGUUGUUAAUUUGAUUCGUAAAAAUCAUUCAACCAGCACUUUUGGAUUGUUUUAGUUAUAAGAACUGUCAAUCAGUUUGGCAUUUGUCAGAUUUGAUUAUGCAUUUGUCAAAAUUUGACAUUUAUCAAAUUUAGAUGCAACUGAAAAUGUUUUGGUUUGUUAAUUUAAGCAGGGAUGUUAAUGAAAUUUUAUGAUCAACAUCCAUUGCAUUCUAAAUUAGAGGUUGAGAUUAAUUAUAUGUUUCUUGUUGUUUUUCCAGAGUUUUCUUUGGUCAAGUUUAGUUUUCUCAAGGCAAUAACUGUCAAUCAUUAAUAAGUUUUUGGGGUUCCUAGAAGUCAUGUGUGGGACAUGUAUUGUUUGCCCGGUUCUAGCAUUUUGUGUAUCUAUAAUGUUGGUUUUGCUCCAACCACCACAUGUGGUUGAGUGAUAAGAGCCUCCUACUGUGGAAUCCCACACCUGGGUUUGAUUCUCAUUGACGCUAAUUGGAGUUUAAAUCGUAAUUUAUUCUUGGUAACCAGGGGAAGAAACCCCCUGACACUGAUUAAUCUCUGGGCUUAGAAAGCCUUUGAGGACACCAUGUGAUCUCGAUAAAAGUGUUGGUUUUGUUCUAGUCUCAUCUGUGGCUCUGUAGAAGG